This is a messenger RNA of Lymnaea stagnalis (great pond snail), 180 nucleotides long. The record is from the annotation of a GenBank genome assembly. Lineage: Eukaryota; Metazoa; Mollusca; Gastropoda; Lymnaeidae.
GUAGCAUGGCGCUGGUUGGCUCCUUUUCCCAAUCUCUUCUUGGGUUUGACACCUCUCAUUACAUACUUAUCUGCACGUGAAGCAGCCAACACUGCACAGCAUAUUCCUCUUGACAGACUUUUGUUAGAGACUGAUGCACCUUACUUUGUUCCGAGAACUUCAGUGAAGGUAAUUAACUGA